UUGAACAGCAGCAGCAACACCAACAACAACAACUUACAAUUAUAGAUUAAAUUGAGACCAAAUUACCCUUUGACGACUCACUUUACCAAAGUAUCGCUACUCUCUCUCACGAUCUGCACACACCAAACACAGAUUCGAAACCCUAGCUCUCAGCAGAAUGAACUGUUCUCAAUCUCCGGCGAGGUGCCGGAAAGCCGGUAGUUUUGAGGAAGUCUAGGUUUCUGUUCGUGAAGCGAUUGAUAGAGAGACAUAUAUCGUUCUUAGGGAAAGAAUUCGAUUUACUCAGCUUUCUAAAAUCAUUCGCCCCUGUAGCAAACCCACCAUAUUCAAUCUCCCAGUUUAAUCAAUCACUCUCAAUAGUCAUUCCAGUUGAGCUCCAAGCUCAUAUAGUGUGUGUUGCGUGAAAAGGCACCGGGAGGGUUAGAUUCAAGCUGCUCUGCCUCAAAGGAAGAAGAAUUGCUGGCUAAUGUUGUUGUCGGCAUGGACCGUUUGGGAAUUGAUGGAGGAAUAUCUUCUAAUGGAAGCUCCCAGAAUAACAAGGAAGAUGACGAAGGUGGUGUGCAAAUCAACUGCUUUUCUGAAGAGUCGGAUAAUGUUACUCUCCACUUUCAGAUCAUACGUCUUCAAAAACAGAUAUAUGCAUGGAUCGGUUGCAACUCAGCCAAAUUCGGAAAUUUAUAUGCAGCUCUGCCGGCAAGACCUAAAAACACAGUUAGUGUUACUUCCAUAAUUGGGGGAGCUUCUGAUAAUACAGGAUCUGGCAUUGCUUGUCGAUUAGUUUUGAAGACUGGUCUAAAUGUCUUAUUGGCUUGCAACAUUCCAAAAAACAGCCCCAUGCUUGAGGCAGAUGCCGAGAAAAAGCUGGUGGAAAAACUAAUCAAUCUGGGAUACGCUAGGUCAAAAUCCAAAGGAUGAAAGUAGCUGAAAGCUGAGACUGGUAUGCUAAACAUGAAAGAUGCAAUUAGUUUGUUUAUACUUUAUAGUGAUUCUGCUGGCACUGUGAUACCCACUAUAGCCCGGGAAGCUGCAACAAGGAGUUAUGGCACCAUUGAUGGAUCAUGCUAUAGUGUUUUACAUUCUGGUACUCCUUUUUCCAAUGAUCCUGUGCUUUAAAGUCCUGCUCGCGAUAAGUACAACUGUUGGUAACAAGGUCUUGUUACAUAAACUUUUACAAAGUUUAGUCUGUACGUUGGCUACUAUAUAACUGAACCAUUGUUGGAUACUGUUGAAGCUCUCUUCGUUCUUACACAGGUCAUCAAUAUAAUUGCUCUAUAUUUAAAGGGUGCAACUGGAAUUGUUAGUUUGCUUA
Messenger RNA from Cornus florida, 1309 nucleotides. RefSeq lists its product as uncharacterized. The transcript has 8 exons. The record is from RefSeq and is a predicted model, not a curated record. Gene Ontology annotation, biological process: proteasome assembly. Bases 481 to 915 code for a protein of 144 amino acids. NCBI's taxonomy places the organism in Eukaryota, Viridiplantae, Streptophyta, Magnoliopsida, Cornales, Cornaceae.